This is a messenger RNA of Oncorhynchus nerka (sockeye salmon), 1793 nucleotides long. Its product is annotated as ras-related C3 botulinum toxin substrate 1-like. Bases 56 to 634 code for a protein of 192 amino acids. Gene Ontology annotation, molecular function: GTPase activity; protein kinase binding; GTP binding. Gene Ontology annotation, cellular component: cytoskeleton; cytoplasmic vesicle; cell projection. Gene Ontology annotation, biological process: engulfment of apoptotic cell; cortical cytoskeleton organization; motor neuron axon guidance. The transcript is spliced from 6 exons. The record is from RefSeq and is a predicted model, not a curated record. NCBI's taxonomy places the organism in Eukaryota, Metazoa, Chordata, Actinopteri, Salmoniformes, Salmonidae.
UAGUAAAAGGACUUAGCGACGCAUCUGGACCAGUCUGGUAGUACGGUCCGGAACAAUGCAGGCCAUAAAGUGUGUCGUGGUUGGGGACGGAGCUGUGGGUAAGACAUGUCUGCUGAUCAGCUACACGACCAACGCCUUCCCUGGAGAGUACAUCCCCACAGUGUUUGACAACUACUCUGCCAAUGUGAUGGUGGAUGGAAAACCAGUCAACCUGGGCCUUUGGGAUACAGCAGGACAGGAGGACUACGACAGACUCCGCCCCCUCUCCUACCCACAAACGGAUGUGUUCCUUAUCUGUUUCUCCCUCGUGAGUCCUGCCUCGUUUGAAAACGUCCGUGCCAAGUGGUACCCAGAGGUCAGGCACCACUGCCCCAACACGCCCAUCAUCCUAGUGGGCACCAAGUUGGAUCUGAGGGACGAUAAGGACACCAUCGAGAAGCUCAGGGAGAAGAAGCUCACCCCUAUCACCUACCCCCAGGGCCUGGCCAUGGCCAAAGAGAUCGGUGCGGUGAAGUACCUGGAGUGCUCGGCCCUGACCCAGCGCGGCCUGAAGACUGUGUUUGACGAGGCCAUCCGGGCGGUCCUCUGCCCCCCGCCCGUCAAGAAGAGGAGAAGGAAGUGCUCCCUGCUCUAGAACCCCAGACAGGAAGACAGACAACGCAGACACAAAAGCAUUUUACUUCGGAAUCUUUCCUUUUAUAUAUAAUAUAUUAGUCUCUACUAGUACAGCACUGGGACAAACUGUUCCUUUGUUAAAAGAAACUGAACAUACAGAUAGGUUUAGGAAUGGGUGACAUCACUGAAGUGUAAGAAAUUCCAGAGGCCUUCUAAAAAUGGAUUUAAUCUUCUGUGAGAAGGAUGAUGAAAUGUUUUUGAUUUGUUGCUCUUACUCGUAGUCCAUAUUGUUUACAGUCUUUAGAGGUUGUUUUGGGUGGAGUGUGAAUUUGCCAAACUGCACACUGCAGAUAUUAGAAGCUGUACAGCAGACACUAAACUUGUUGCUAUUUUUUAGGUUUACCUCCUUAACAGUACAGCUAAUAAUUUGGCAUGGUGUACUGCAGUUAACGGUUACAUGGUUAAGAUGGCAUUCUAUUUGUGGGGUGGCAUUCUUUAUAACAUGGAAAUCCAGAACUAGCCAAGUUAAUAGCAUCACCAAUUUUAUUUUCACCUCCAACUACUAAUUAAUGUACCAUAAAUCUAAUUAGACUAGGACUGAGUUUGGGAAACACUGGUCUAGCCAACAGUGCUUUUUGUCAAUUGGAAAAAGCGUGAUCCUUCAGUAUUUAAUGGAAGAGCUGGCGUGCCUCGUUGCACGGUUGAACCUGUUAGUCAAAAAUGUUGUAUCCCCCACCCGCUCCUGCUGUGUCCUCCCUGUACUGUCUGAACCGAAUCGUUGCCUGAGAAAAACAAAGCUUGCGACUUUAUAUGAGAAGAUUGGAUGUGAGGACUGUUUUGGGUGUCGAUGUGGGAUAAAAGCACCUUUUAUAUUAGUCUUUGGGCAUUUAUCAGAAACCAUUCAUGCAGCGAUUUCUUCUUUUGUGAAUAGCCCAUUUGAUUUACAGUAGCCACAACAAAGGAGAGAGCAUUUAAAUGACUGAGGAAUGUUGUAACGGUAACUAAGCUACAGUCAGUAACGACGUAGUGUGUAUAUAUUCAUCUUUGGUUAUCAUUUGAAUUCAAUUGGCUAUUUUGUAUUAAAAUUCCACUGAAGUUAAUCACUCACUGUAUUUUUAAACAAACUAUGAACGCUAUAUUGUUUACCAACUACAAAUAAACCUUUAAUUUUCCUACAA